AUGGCGACUCUCAACCCACUUGUCUGCGUCGUGGACUUCCACCAUGCGCGAGGCCCAGAAGUGGAAACAUGGCUCGGGGCAGAAGAGGGAACCGACCCAGCAGUAGACAACGACUGGUCGCUGCUGCCCUUCAUGGCCCUGAGCGAUGGCGCGCAUGCCUCUGCCGAAGACUACUCGUACUUUACGCUCCGCCGCGCUCAGACCCCGACCUCACCCGCUACCUCACUCUUCGGAAUAUCGUGUACGCGACAGCUCGACGCAAGCAAGCUUAUCGAUCGGCCGGCUGAAGUUACAAGGAGUACGGUGCAAAAGGCUGUCGUUGUCAUCAGCGAUAGCCCACAGCACUUUGGGGCCAUAAAAGCGCAGCUGGGCGUUGUCACCCAGCUGUGGUUCAAUCAGAAAGACUUCACCGAUAUCGAGAUAUUGGAGCGCUUUACGGAAAGUCUACCCCAACUGCUUAAGAAUCAGGAGGGGCAGCAGGACCAUUACUUCGGUAUUUCUCUGCGCGAGUUAAUCCACGAGUUCAAAUGGCAGACUUUGGUUCUUUUCAAAUGCGCGCUACUUCAACCGAAGGUCCUCUUCUUCGGCUCCCAUUGCGAACGAUUAUGCAUGAUGCAAUUUGCUCUUAUUUCACUGAUACCCGGCCUUAUUCGCCACCUACAAGAUGCUGCUGACCCUAAGUUCAAUUCGUGUGAGGAAAAGUGUGUCAUGCCCACUUCAUUAAAGACAUCGGAGCGCGCUUCCUUGUUGGCAUACAUGGGUCUCCCGCUCCAACUCUUCGGUACAGGCUCGCUGUUUGGACCAUACACACCGCUUCAGCAGCUUGAUAUACUUGCAGACCAAGAUACCAAGUCCUACAUCGUCGGCUCUACGAACUCGCUGCUGCUUCAGCAAAGAGAUCGAUACAGCGAUAUCCUCAUCAACCUCGAUGACCACACCGUAAACAUCACCUCAGCUGCACUCCGACAAGCAUCGAUCUUGUCGACGCCGGACCGGAGAUGGAUGGACUUCUUGACACAGACGAUCAACGAUACCUGGGAUGAGGCAGAUCCAGCGCGGCCCAAGGAUCACGGAUACGCCGGCAGCGAGGAGUUCAUUCGCAUGCAAUUCGAAGAGUACCUGCUCGCAAUGCUCAGCUCCGUCAAGUACAAGCUUUACAUGGAAAAGAACGCACACAAGGAGAACUUGAUUUCUGAAGUAGAAGGAGACCCAGCGAGCGAGUUCUCAAAUGAGUGGGUACACGCCUGGAUGCAGACUGAGAACUUCCGCAUCUGGAAUAAGUUUACCGAUUCUCACCUUUUCGACAUCGUUGAUCCCAAACACCCCUGCUCUGGCGGUCUCUCAAUGGAAGACGUUCAACGCCGACUAGCACAUCUGUUCUCCAACACAACCUUCCAAGCCGUAUCUCUUGGCGUAGCAGAAAUGCAUCUCGACGAACGAUUAGAAAAGUCUCGGGAGGUCUUGGGAAAACAGCUUGCAGUGGGCCAACAGAAGGUCAGCUCUGCAUACAACCGCCUGUGGGCGGAGAUGGAAGGCAUGCGCGAGGCACAGAGGAAGAGAGCCGAGGAAGCGCGACUACAGGCUGAGAAAGAAGGGAGGCCCAUCGAUGAUGCAAAGAAGUGGAAAGCACCUCAAGCCCCCGACCUCACGAACGCAAAAGCCAGCGCGGGCGCAUACUUCUCCAGCUGGGGCACCUGGGCGAGCGAGAAGAGGAAGGGAUGGGGCACAAAGACACCCGUAUCUUCGCCUCCGCCGGGUGAUCUCAAGAGAGCGGAAGACUUCAAGAGAGACAAGGAGGCGGUUGUUGGUGAUACCCCGGCUAGUCCGCCGCCGCCGGAUGUCAAGAGGAGAAGCUUGUUCUUUGAUGCAGACGCAGAGAACGGUAAGGAGGGUGUUGGGAAGGAAUGA
Molecule: messenger RNA, 1908 nt
Organism: Alternaria novae-zelandiae
Lineage: Eukaryota; Fungi; Ascomycota; Dothideomycetes; Pleosporales; Pleosporaceae
Exons: 8
Coding region: 1-1908 (635 amino acids)
Cellular component (GO): cytoplasm
Source: RefSeq, a predicted model, not a curated record